AUGCUCCACACUGCCAAAAGGUUGAAAUGGGUCGAUGAAGGGUUUGAAAUGUUGGUUUUCACCGACAGCUUAUUACGAGCUGCUGAUGAUAAUAAUAAUACCAUAGCACAGGAGCUUGGCCAAGCAAAUAUUUUGAUAGUUGUGGCCGUUUCGAAUGAAGAUUCCGUAAAAUGGAUUCAAUCCAAUUACGAGAUUGCCCCAAACGUCAUUUGCUUUGAUUCCUCUCCAAAUCUGAUGAACAAAUUAGGGGGUACCCUCAUCCAGACCAAAUCCAAACUGCCAUUAUUGCCUCGACCGAAGAAGUUAAAAGAAUCGGAAGAUGUAAUUAAAUCCGUGUUUGAAUCUUGGGAGAGACACAACUCUGAUGACAUAAGGUUCUGUUUGCUCGUAAUUAUAAACGCUUACAUAAGACCCGUUCCCAUACUCAAGAACCUAAGAGCAAAGGGCUUCUCCACUCUGAACUGCAUGGUGAAAAACUGUGGGCCCCAGAUAUUGAACUGUCUUCUUGACCCAAUUUGCCGAAAAGCCCUUCAGUGCCUGAACAAGUGCAGCCCGGUGGACCAAGUGUGCAACUACCGCUGCAUAGCCUCGUAUGAGAGCCCAUGUCUCGAAGAGUUCUCUUUAUGCGUGCUGCAGAAGAACAAUUGUCUUCAGUUGGACGCUGAGAUUCCGAAAAAACCCCAUGUGAGCCCAAUGUCUCGGUUCCGAAGGGAGUAUUUGGAUCACGAAACGGCCGAGGAUCUUUUCGUGGGCUGGUUGGGGAAUUUGGAUUGGAGCUGGCGAGUCGUGGCCGGUCAGAACCCGGCCUACGACCAGUUCCCUUGCCAGUACCAGCUUUUUUACAGGGGAAGGGCAAAAGGGUCAUUUUGGUACGAGCCCGUUUUUCAGGUCAGGACGCUCGACGGCGAUUUGGUGUGGAGGAGGAGAAAAUACCGCGUGAAGAGGGGAAAAGUGCCUGGGACUUUUAAUUUUAGCGUGUUGGAUAAUGGAGUGGUGUCAAACGAGUUUUGGACGAUUGUGGACGUGAGUGAUGACUUGAGUUGGGGUUUGUUUCAUUAUCAUGGGGCGGCUCGGGCGGCCGGGCAGUCAUACACUGGGGCAGUGCUCGUUAGCCCGGACGGUUUGUACCCUGACGAGAGACAUAAACGGAGGCUUGCACUUGCACUCGGCUCGUGUGGUGUUGAGGAGUGGGAAUUGUUUGAUGUCGAUAACUGUACGUGCGAGGGCCCGCCUUUGGGUUUGCCUGAGGGUUCGAGUUUGCAUUUUAAGGUUAGGGUUGGAGAUUCAGAGGAUUCAUCGGUCAGUCAGUAG
Striga hermonthica is the source of this 1311-nucleotide messenger RNA. The record is from the annotation of a GenBank genome assembly. Lineage: Eukaryota; Viridiplantae; Streptophyta; Magnoliopsida; Lamiales; Orobanchaceae.